AUGCCGGCACGACUAUACACCUUCUCUGAAGAGACCAAGUCCAAGCUACGCAAGUUCCGCCUGGGCACCUCGCGCGCCAAAGAUCCCCAGGCCGUUAUCUACGAAAUCGAUAAGAAGACGCUCGAAGUACGCCAGUCGGACGAUGAGGUCUACACCGACGUACAGAGUCUCGCCGAUGAGCUCCCAGACCACGCACCACGAUUUGUGCUCUUGAGCUACCCGUUGACCCUCGACUCGGGACGGUUAUCCGUGCCAUACGUCAUGCUAUACUACCUGCCCAUCACAUGCAACAGCGAGGUGAAGAUGCUGUACGCCGGCGCAAAAGAGCUCAUGCGGAACACAAGUGAGGUGAACCGCAUCAUCGAGAUCGACAGUGCCGAGGAUUUGGAGGAGAUUGAAGACAAGUUGAAGGAGCAGAAGUAA
Molecule: messenger RNA, 423 nt
Organism: Alternaria novae-zelandiae
Lineage: Eukaryota; Fungi; Ascomycota; Dothideomycetes; Pleosporales; Pleosporaceae
Exons: 4
Coding region: 1-423 (140 amino acids)
Biological process (GO): actin filament debranching; negative regulation of Arp2/3 complex-mediated actin nucleation
Cellular component (GO): actin cortical patch
Molecular function (GO): Arp2/3 complex binding; actin binding
Source: RefSeq, a predicted model, not a curated record